Messenger RNA from Diatraea saccharalis (sugarcane borer), 1521 nucleotides. The record is from the annotation of a GenBank genome assembly. Lineage: Eukaryota; Metazoa; Arthropoda; Insecta; Lepidoptera; Crambidae.
AGUGCCGAGUCGGUCGCUUUGUGGGACUCACGCUCGCUCGAACUAUUCAUUAUUGACCAUUUCCUACGACAUUCCCACAAAAACACGUUGCCUGCCGUAAAACUGCCCCAAAACAUUAACAAUAAGUGACAAUAUAGUGAUUCAGUGACAAAAAAUAUAGUUAACGUAAUGUUAAGUAACUAGUUAUACGAAAAGUUGUGUAAUGGAAAUAAAAGAGAUCACGACUUCGCUUACACCCGCUAAUAGAUUAUGUUAAUUAACCAAGGGAAGUAAGAUAAUUCAAGAGGUCGGUUGGUUUGUUAUCGAAAAUAAGCCGGUAAGGAACAACAUACGUAAUAGACCAUAGUGGCCCUACAAUAAAAGGAGAAACAGUUAUAAGAAAAUGCCUUCAUCGAUACAAGAGAAUAUUGCUUUGUUGAAUAUGAUGUCUUCGGACAAUUUGGAGGAUGAUUUGAAAAGCGUCCAAUUACAUUUUCCUUCGGACAGGCGAUUGCAAAGCGACGGCGCAUGCGUGGAAGAGAGGGUGAGGACAUCCCGCGGGGACAUCCUGGUAGCGGUCCGUGGAGAUCGCAACAAACACGCCAUCAUCACCUACCAUGACCUUGGCCUUAAUUAUGCCGCCAAUUUUCAAGCAUUCUUUAACUUCGUCGAAAUGAGAGCUAUUUUAGAUAAAUUUUGCAUUUACCACAUCAAUGCACCAGGGCAAGAGGAAGGCGCCCACUCGUUGCCUGAGGAUUUCACCUAUCCCAGUAUGGACGGUUUGGCUUCUCAAAUCGACUUCGUUCUCGGUCAUUUUGGCAUUCGAUCGUUCAUAGGUUUCGGAGUGGGAGCUGGUGCUAAUAUUUUGGCGCGCUACGCCCUCACAAACCCUCAGAAAGUUGACGCUUUAGUGCUGGUCAAUUGUACGUCUACCCAGGCUGGUUGGACGGAGUGGCUUUACCAAAAGAUUAAUACUAGACAGCUCCGUUCAAGUGGCAUGACACAAGGAGCACUCGAUUAUCUAAUGUGGCAUCACUUCGGUCGUAGCACCGAAGACAGGAAUCACGACCUCUCCCAAGUUUACAAAGAAUGUUUCUCCCACGUGAAUCCGAUUAACCUAUCAAUGUUUAUUGAUUCUUAUUUGAGGCGUAAUGAUCUAGCAAUAGCUAGAGACAGUAACACUAUAAAGGUGCCUAUUUUGAAUGUGACUGGAGCACUUUCGCCUCAUGUUGACGAUACGGUGACAUUCAAUGGACGAUUAGAUCCUGCGAAAACGUCCUGGUUCAGCAUUUCAGACUGCGGUAUGGUGCUGGAGGAGCAGCCGAGUAAAAUAGCUGAGGCCUUUAAGUUAUUCCUGCAAGGAGAAGGUUACUUCAGGUAGUUAUGUUGCAGGAGAUAAACGAACGCAAAGCUGCUAUUCGUAGUACACAGAUGCUUACACGCGAGCUUUAAAACACUAUGUUGUAGUCACAUGAUGGAUGUAGACACAAAAUGUUGUUCCUUGUUUUAGAUAUUUAUCUGAAUAAAUUUUAUUUUAUGGCU